GCGCAGAGCGGCCGGGCGGGGGGAGCUUUGCCUGAGGGGUCGCGGCGGACGGAGGUUUUCUACGCCCAGGAGACGCUGCGGGCGGAGGCCGCGGAGGUAUAUAGAGCUCCAUGAAUAACUUAAAUGAUCCCCCAAACUGGAAUAUCCGGCCUAAUUCCAGGGCUGAUGGGAGUGAUGGAAGCAGAUGGAAUUAUGCCCUGUUGGUUCCGAUGCUGGGAUUGGCUGCUUUUCGUUGGAUUUGGUCUAGGGAGUCCCAAAAAGAAAUAGAAAAAGAGAAAGAAGCAUAUCAUCAGAGAACAGCUGCUUUCCAACGGGAUCUUGAAGCCAAGUAUCAUGCCAUGAUCUCAGAAAACCGCCGCACUGUCGCUCAGUUGUCUUUGGAACUUGAAAAGGAACAAAACAGAACAACUAGUUAUCGAGAAGCCCUUAUCUCUCAGGGGCGUAAAUUGGUAGAAGAAAAGAAGCUUCUGGAACAGGAACGGGCUCAGGUAAUGAAAGAAAAGAGACAGUUGCAGCCCUUGAGGAGUGCAUACCUGAGCUACCUGGAAAAGGAGGACGACUGGCAAAAGAGGGCUAGGCUUCUGCUGAAAGAGUUUGAAGAUGCUCUUACAGAAAGACAGAGUAUCUACUGCAGUCUGAUUCUCCCUCGCAACAGGCGACUGGAAAUAGAGAAGAGCUUACUGGUUCGAGCAUCCAGUGACCCAGUCGCUGCUGAUCUAGAGAUGGUAGCUGGUUUAACUGACAUAUUUAAACAUGAUACGUAUUGUGGUGAUGUCUGGAAUACCAACAGACGCCAAAACGGGAGACUCAUGUGGUUAUACCUAAAAUAUUGGGAACUAAUUGUUGAACUGAAAAAGUUUAAGAGAGUAGAGAAAGCCAUAUUGGAAAAGUAAACAAUGAAAUAGAACUUCUUUUAUUGACUCAAGGCCAGGCUGUCAUUUUGGCCUUCUGGAGUAUCCAGUGUGUUCUCCAUUUCUUCCACCAGUGCUGCGUGUGCUGUGGCUGUACAUAACCACCACUGAGCAGAGUGUUCUCCCAUCUCACCUCCAGCUGGGGAUUGGCUGUGUGCUCUUCCUUCUAAGCUGAGGUGCUGUAGGCCUCCAGGAGACAAAGGGUUUCCUUCCUGAGGCUCUUUAGCUAUUAAGGCUACAGAUUCUCUGAAUCAUGUUUAUUGUAGGUGUUGUAUUUAUUUUGCAGAACAGUAUAACCUCAUGUUUUAGCUCUAGGAUAAAAAUUGUUUUAUAAAAAAGGUCAAAUACAAUGUUGGUCUCACCACAAGUAAUUUUUUGCCUGUUUUUUUAUCACAACCUAAAUAUAUUCCGUUUUCCCCUUGAAUUAUUUUUGUCUAGCCCAAAAUUACACUUAGAAGUUACCAGGUUAUGGAUAAAACAGGCUAACAGAUGAUAAUAGUAAGUCAUAAUAUUAUAUUAUCAAGGAUUUAUAUUUUGAAGUGCUCUCCUACCCCACCAAAGUAAAAAAAAAAAAAAAAAAACAGCAAGUGCUUUUUGUAU
Molecule: messenger RNA, 1511 nt
Organism: Choloepus didactylus (southern two-toed sloth)
Lineage: Eukaryota; Metazoa; Chordata; Mammalia; Pilosa; Megalonychidae
Gene: CCDC127
Product: coiled-coil domain containing 127
Exons: 3
Coding region: 111-893 (260 amino acids)
Source: RefSeq, a predicted model, not a curated record